Rhopalosiphum maidis (corn leaf aphid) is the source of this 2130-nucleotide messenger RNA. RefSeq names its product SET and MYND domain-containing protein 4-like. Bases 61 to 2130 code for a protein of 689 amino acids. The record is from RefSeq and is a predicted model, not a curated record. The transcript has 7 exons. Gene Ontology annotation, molecular function: protein binding. Lineage: Eukaryota; Metazoa; Arthropoda; Insecta; Hemiptera; Aphididae.
UACAAGUACAGUUAUUUUAAUAAUUUUAGUAUUUAGUUUUCUCAGAAAUUAAUAGAUAUAAUGUCUCACUACAAUAUGCCAAUUGCUGAAUAUGUGUACACAAAACACUUCGAAGAAAUGAAUGUAGCUCAAGAUGUUUAUUUAACAUUUACUGACAAGAAGAAUUCUAACGAUCGAUUUUUGUAUGUUUAUGACUUACUAAAACAAUAUGAUUGGUUACCUACAAAAUGUGACAGUUAUAUUAGACUAUCACAGGCGCAUCGACGAUGGAGAAAACGACUGAAAAAAAGCCUUAAAAAGGUUGGAAUAUUUAUUAAUAUGGAUUGUACCACAGCAAACAAAAAUAAUGAUACGUCUGAUCAAUAUAGAUCACGUGGAAAUGAAGCGUUUAAAAUUAAAAAUUAUGAGGAAUCGUUAAAAAUGUAUACUCGAAGUAUAAUGACUGCAGAAAUUGACUCUCCCAACUUUGCUUUAUCAGUGGCAAAUAGAUCUGCUGCUUUAUAUUAUUUAGAAGAGUAUGAGCAUAGUUUAAAAGAUAUUGAUCAAGCAUUUAAAUCCAAACAGUAUCCAUUGCAGAAUCAUUAUAAGUUAUUUGAAAGAAAAGGAAAUUGUUACCGUCAGAUAAACCAACCAUCUAUUGCUUUAGAAUUCUAUUGGGAUUGUUUAUCAUGUUUAGAUAGUAAUACAUAUUUAACACUAGAUGCCAAAGCAAAAAUCAAAAUCAGAAUAUCAGGAUUCGUGAAAAAAUCUGAAGAGGCAGAAGAAAAAAUUAAAAACAUGAAUUUUAAAUAUAAAAAAUUCAAAAAACUUGUAUUUGAUAAAAGUUCUAAUUUAUCGAAAUGUGUUGAAAUACAAAAUUCAAAAGAAAUGGGGAGAGGAUUAUUCGCAUCAAAAAACAUAAAGCCUGGUGAAAUAAUUAUUAUAGAAGAGCCCAUUGCUGGUGUAUUUAAAAAUAGUAAGUGGAUGUUCAACUGCAAUUAUUGUUUCAAACGAUGUUUAUCAGCUAUACCGUGUUCUAAAUGUUCACAGGUUAUCUACUGUGAUGAUGCAUGUUUACAAAAAGCGUUCGCCAGUUACCAUAAUACAGAGUGUUCAUUAGUCUAUCCUCUUAAAGAGGACCCAACUGUUGAACCCACUCACGAUCUGGCUUUACGUUGUUUCAUGCAGCUCAUAAAUGUAAUGGGUAUCGAUCAUUACUGCUCAAUGGUACAAAAGUAUAAUGAAUCAAACUUUAGUUUUGGCGGAAGUAGCAACCAUUUAAUAGACCCUUUUUACUCAAUUUAUGCAUUGGAUGGAAAUGAAGCCAAAAGAACAGUCUCCAAUUUAUUUUUUAUGUAUUGUACUGCAUCAAUGAUGGUAUCUCUAUUGUUGUUAAAUAAAUUUGAUAUCCCAUCAAAUUUGUUAGGCACUGUUGGCGAAUCGCUAGUUCAUUUGCUAUGUAUAGCCAACUUGAACUCUUAUGCGUCUAUAGAGCUAUCUAAAUAUAUCGGAAACAGCAGUGAUAAUAUUGUCGCAAAUCGACCAGCAAUUUUUGAUUCUGUUGCUUUAAUUCUAUGCUCUGCGUACAGUUUGAUAAAUCAUUCAUGUGAUCCAAAUGCGAUAGUUCAAACGUAUAGUGGUAUAGAAGUGACUCGGGCAAUACAACCAAUUUUAAAAGGAUCUCAAAUAUUUACUGAUUAUGGCGUCAAAUUUAUGUCACAUACUAAAGAAGAACGUAGUAUACAUUUAUUUGAUCAGUACCAAUUUCAAUGUCAGUGCCAGGCUUGUAUGAACAAUUGGCCCAACUAUGCGUCAAUGGAAUUCAAUGAAUUAUUUAUUGGCUGUGACUCACUCUCUAUUAACGACGAGGACAAUGGCCAGCUUAGUAUUCCAAAAUCAACUUUAUCCAAAUUCAAUAAAAUCGUAAAUUUAUUAUUAACUAAACGCAAGAUAAAUAUUGGUGACAUUCAGUUCUACUCUGAAGCUGAAUGCAAGGCAUCGUGUGGGCCGAGGGGACUAGGCAAACUGCACAUGCGACGGUGUGUGUUACGUGUGCUGGAUAAAUGUCGACCCGAGUACGUUGAUAGCGAUGCUCCGUGUUUAAUGUUUGACAAUACUUGCGCCUUGGUUCCAUUCAAACCUGAAAGCUAG